This is a messenger RNA of Linum tenue, 1929 nucleotides long. The record is from the annotation of a GenBank genome assembly. Lineage: Eukaryota; Viridiplantae; Streptophyta; Magnoliopsida; Malpighiales; Linaceae.
AUGGCGCUCUCCAAACCCGCUCUCUUCACCCGCUUCAAAACCCUAUCCAUCCCCUUCCGCCACCACCCACGUCCCCUUCCGCCGCCGUCCAGCGUGACUAUCCGCUUCCUCUCCUUCUCCAGCCCGGAAGAAGCCGAGGCAGAGCGCCGCCGCCGCAAGCGCCGCCUCCGCAUCGAACCCCCGCUCUCCUCCGCCCACCGCGCCCAGCAGCAGCAAUCCCAGCAACCCAAGAAACCCAGUCAGGGUGCUAACGAGUUCAAGCUGCCGGAACCAGUCUCCGCCCUCUCCGGCAACCGGCUGAAUCUCCACAACCGCAUCCUCACCCUAAUCAGGGAGAAUGACCUCGCCGAGGCGGCGCUUUACACCCGCCAUUCCGUCUACUCCAACUGCCGCCCCACAAUCUACACCGUCAAUGCCGUGCUCAACGCUCAGCUCCGCCAGGGCAAAUUUGCGGACUUGCUCUCCCUUCACCGUUUCAUCAUUCAAGCAAAUAUCGCUCCCAAUGUGAUCACCCACAAUCUGGUCUUUCAGACUUAUUUGACCUGCAGGAAACCGGAUACGGCGAUGGAGAUUUACAAGCAGCUGAUCAAUGACGCUCCCGUGGCUCCUUCUCCCACGACUUACAGGAUUUUAAUCGAAGGGUUAGUGAACAACGGUAUGGUGGAGAAGGCUCUGGAGUUGAAGGAAGAGAUGGUGGUGAACGAAGCUUUUUCUCCUGACCCUCUCAUUUAUCAUUACUUGAUGGUGGGCUGUGUGAAGAACAAUGAUGCUGAUGGAGUCUUUAAGCUGUACGAGGAGUUGAAGCAGAAGCUUGAUGGUGGAGUUGUGACUGAUGGUGUGGUUUAUGGAGCGCUGAUGAAAGGUUACUUCAUGAGAGGAAUGGAGAAGGAGGCCAUGGAUUGUUACGAGGAAGCCGUUGGUGAGAAUUCGAAGGUCAAGAUGAGUGCUAUUGCCUACAACUCUGUGCUCGAUGCUUUGUGCAAGAAUGGUAAGUUUGAUGAGGCUUUGAACUUGUUCGACCGAAUGCUUGGAGAGCACAAACCUCCAACUCGUUUGGCUGUUAAUCUUGGAAGCUUUAACGUCAUGGCUGAUGGGUAUUGCUUGCAAGGGAGGUUUAAGGAUGCCAUUGAGGUUUUCAGGAAGAUGGGUGAUUACAGGUGCAGCCCCGAUAACGCAUCCUUCAAUAACUUGAUGGAUCAAUUGUGCAAAAAUGGGUUGUUAGCUGACGCUGAAGAGGUUUAUGGUGACAUGGAUGGAAAGGGGGUGAAACCGGAUGAGUACACCUUUGGCUUAUUGAUGGAUGCUUGCUUUCACGAGGGUAGAAUUGAUGAUGGUGCUGCAUAUUUUAGGAAGAUGGUCGAUUCAGGGCUGAGACCGGACUUGCCUGUUUAUGAUAGAUUGGUUGAUCAGUUGGUUAAAGCUAGGAAGAUUGACGAGGCAAAAUCGUUUUACGAGCUGAUGGUGAAGAAACUGAGGAUGAACAAUGAGAGCUAUAAGUUCAUAAUGAAAGCUCUAAGUGAUCAUGGGAGGUUGGACGAAGUGCUUCAAUUAGUCGAUGCAAUGCUGGAUGAUGAGUCUAUCGACGUGAAUGAGGAGCUUCAGGAGAUAGUGAAAGGCGAGUUGAACAAGGAAGGGAGAGGAGAUGAACUGGACAAGCUUAUGGAAGAAAAAGCCAGGCUAAAGGCGGAAGCUAAGGCGAAAGAGAUUGAAGAAGCUGAGGCUACCAAGAGAAGGGCGAAAAUUUCCAUCGCCAAUCUGUUCCCACCUAAGAACAAGGAAGUGGAGACAGGAUCUGCAGAGGAAAAUGAUGCUAAUGCUAAUGAGGCAGCUCCUGCCGCUGCAGAAUCUGCAGCGGGUGAAGACCAACCCAUAGAGAAAGCUACUGUAUCUGGUGAUUCAGAAGACUCGAAAGAUGAGGUAAGAGCUUGA